AUGGCUCAGAGUAAACUGAGUAAAUUUGGCUUUAAAAGGGUUAGACUAGAAAAUGAGCCACAACCUUCUAGCAGCAUCACCGUCGCUCCUACUAGUGCUACUCCAUCAACGUCGACUCCAGAGACUAGCAGCACGCCACCCCCCGCCAGCGCCUCUCCAGCCGGGCUGCCGACAUCGGAGGGUCCUGUUCCUCCCCCCAGUCGCCAGCAUGAAGGCCCACCCAGUGAUUUGUCACAGCUAGAUGAACCACCUGCCCAGCCAAAACCGAAGAAGUUUCCCUACACUGACGGGUACACUGACUGGAAACACCUGCGCUAUUCUUUAGAGAGACAUGAAAGAAGUGAGCAGCACUCAAUUUCCUUAUCCAAGUUUGAGGCCUACAGGGAAACCAAAACAUCUGGAAGGGGAAACAUCAUUGAUCAGAUGGACCUGGAUGCGCGGGAUAAAGUGUUUGUUGAAAGGAAUAGGGAGCAUAUCAAAGUCGUCCUGGAUAUUGUUAUGCUUUGUGCCAAACAGGAUUUAAGUUUGCGAGGGCGCAGGGAAACGGAGGAAGAUCUCAACAGAGGUAACUUUCUAGAAAUCUUUAAUUGGGUCUGCAAAUAUGACCCGGAGAUCAAAGCACGUUUAGAGCAGCUGCCCAAAAAUGCAACCCUAAUGAGCCCUGACAUACAAAAUGAGCUGCUCGAGUCAGCUGCCUCCUUACUGCUGCGUAAAAUAAAGGAUGAAAUCAAGGAAGUGCCCGGUAUAUAUUUUGCCAUCAUGGCAGACGAGUAUAAAGACGUUUCCAAGCGUGAACUUGUCGCUGUGUGUGUGAGAUACAUCCAUGGAGGAAAAAUAAAAGAGCGCGCUGUCGGCUUUGUGGACACCAGCAAGGACAUGAGUGCGCAGGGGAUUUCAGCCAAGAUAUUAGAGAUCAUUGAACCACUGGGUCUUGACCCAUCUCUGUGUGUUGGAUUCAGCUUUGACGGGGCUUCAGGCCAUAAUGGAGGUGUGCAGGUUAUUUUAAAAGAGACAUUUCCCCAUGCUGUCUAUGUGCACUGCAAUUCACACCGAUUAAAUUUGGUUCUCAGUGCAGUAACAAAAGCGUCUGGACAUGUUAGCACAUUCUUUGAAACAGUAAACAUUUUGCACGCGUUCAUGACAGGGUCAAGCAGACACACACGCUUUAUAGAAAUGCAGAAAGAGAUGCACCCAGGACGGCCCUGCCUUGAACUUGAGCGUUCUGUGGAUACGCGCUGGAGCUCCAAAGCUGGAUCAGUAGACAAAAUACUGACAUUAUUUGAUGUAAUACUUGAAGUACUGGCUGAGUGUGCAGAAAGCAGUGGUCAAACAAAAGUCGAUGCCCAGUCCCUGCUCCAACAGAUACAAACAAAGAAGUUCCUAUUUCUGCUUGUAACAUUUGGUAAAUUAUUUGAAACAAGUUCUUUUGCCACACAGGGAUUACAAAGUCCAACCCUGUCAGUCACUGGAUGCAUUGACUUAAUCGAGGGACUGAAAGACAGUUUUGCAGAGUUUAGAGACAAGCCAGAAUGUGUUUUCCAACAAGUGAUGAAGCUAACUGAAGACCUUAUGCAGAAAUGUGAAAUCACAAGCUGGGAUAUCACAGUGGGGACCAGAAAGAGGAGCCUCCCUUCCAGGCUCACUGAUUCUGUGGUCUCGACGACUCUGGGAAAAGCAACAGCUGUGAGGAAUGAUGACGACCUGAGACACAUCUGGAAUGACAUACUUGACAGGCAGCUGACCGAGCUUGAUACCCGGUUCCAAGAGGACCAGUAUGGCAUCAUGAAAGCUGCAGCAGCUUUCCUACCACAGUCACAAACCUUUGGCGAGAAGGAAUCUCUGCACUCUGUAUGUAAUCACUACAACAUUUCAGUCAGGGAUGCAGAGUUGGCAGUAUUCUAUGAGCAACUGAAAAGGAAAGCCUUAAAAGAAAACUUUCCUUCACUGAUGGAGGUACUGGACAUCUGUCCAGCAGACAUAUUCCCAAACCUGAACAGAGUCCUUCAAGUCAUCCUAACCCUUCCUAUAACCUCGUGCAGUGUAGAAAGACUUUUCUCAACUGUGGGCCGCAUCAAGAAUUACCUUAGAUCAAAGAUGAACACUGACCGUCUCAACCACUUGUCCCUCUUGUCAUUUGAAAGGGAAAUUAGUGACUCUUUGGAUUAUGAUGAUAUCAUCACAAUUUUCAACCGCAAACCCAGGCGUUUGCGCCUUGUUUAA
Thalassophryne amazonica is the source of this 2220-nucleotide messenger RNA. Its product is annotated as zinc finger MYM-type protein 1-like. Gene Ontology annotation, molecular function: protein dimerization activity. The record is from RefSeq and is a predicted model, not a curated record. Bases 1 to 2220 code for a protein of 739 amino acids. The transcript has 3 exons. NCBI's taxonomy places the organism in Eukaryota, Metazoa, Chordata, Actinopteri, Batrachoidiformes, Batrachoididae.